UUAUCACUCCUCCACACAAAUCUCCUAUCACCAGAAGAUCCGUUUCUCAACCUGGAUGAAUCUGGAAUACGGCCUUUUUUUGAUAGGGGCAAAUCAUCAUUAGAUGCAUAUACUCCUGAUUCACCAAAACAGGGCUUCACAGAACUAUCUUCUCAACGAGCAAGUGACUUAGAGCACGAUGAUUUUGAGGAGGAUAAUGAAGAAAAGGAGAGCAGACUAAGAAGACAAAUUUUGCUUCGGCGAGAGGAGCGCCUACGCCUUCGAUUGAUAGAGGUUAGCUCAUUUCAAGAAAGCUACGAACGCUACGAUUUCAGUUUUACUGUUAUUUGGACUACGCUUUUUCCGCCGUCUUUUCUGCCUACUUAA
Molecule: messenger RNA, 366 nt
Organism: Protopolystoma xenopodis
Lineage: Eukaryota; Metazoa; Platyhelminthes; Monogenea; Polystomatidea; Polystomatidae
Source: the annotation of a GenBank genome assembly